GCCAGCCACUAACUCUACAUAAAUAUCAUCCGUCAAAGCGCAAUUUGAGAGUUGACAGGCAUAGUACAAAGCAAAAACAAUGACAGGCAUUCGGCUCAUCUCCACCAGCACUGUUAAAGCCGCGAAUCCCAAGAACCAAUCUCCAAUCAUCGACUUAACCCCAUGGGAUCUUCAGUUCCUCCUGUCAGAUUACAUACAGAGGGGUGCUCUUUUCCAUAUUCCUCAGUUGAGCCAAGACCAAGAAUCUGAGGCCUUGUUGGUUCACUACGUUAAAUCCUCUCUGUCCAAGUGUCUGGACCACUUCCCACACUUGACGGGUCGCCUCGCCGCCGUCGAACACGAUGACAACACCACUUCCUUUUUCUCUGACUGCAACAAUGGCGGAGCUUUGUUCGCUCACGCCGUCGUUGAUGACGUGAGCACUAGGGAUAUCAUCGAGCCUGUUUAUGUUCCUUCCUUUGUCGACUCUUUUUUUCCGUUGCGUGGAGUUAAAAACUGCCAAGGUACUGUCGAACCGUUAGUCGCUGUUCAAGUGACGAAGGUCGUUGAUGGGGCUUUCAUCAGUAUCUCCAUCAAUCAUUCCGUCAUGGAUGGCGCAUCCUUUUUCCAUGCCUUCAGCUCCUGCUUGGAAAUCGUUAAUGGUUCCUCUAGUUUAUCCAAACCCCCGGUUUUCGAACGUUGUUUCCUUAAUAAUAAUACAACCGACGAUUUUCAUACCAUUCGUAUUCCAAAUUCUUACAUCAAGCAAAUUGCAAACGAGGCCGAUGAUGCUCCAUCAGGCGUGAAAGUGAGAGUUUUUCAUUUCAGCAAGGAGGUUAUCGCAAAGCUUAAAGAGAAAUCCAAUGCUGAGGUUGGCAUUAACGACGAGAUCUCCUCUCUUCAAGCUCUACUCUGUCACUUAUGGCGAUCCAUCGUUCGCAACAAGAAAAUUGACCCCGAUCAAGAAACCAGCUAUUGCUUGCUGAUCGAUGCUAGGAAACGGAUCCGGGGUCUGUCCAAAGCAUACUUUGGGAAUGCUUUGCAAAUCGAGACCGUAACUAUGAAAGUCAAGGAGCUGCUAGACAAUGGACUCGGCAACGCGGCGUGGCAAAUGAACAAGGUGGUGGCUUCCUGCAACGAGGAAAAGCUUAGGAAUUUCUUUGAAUGUUGGAAACGAUGUCCUAAGCUAACUAGAUUGAGCAAUCUAGCGCCAAAUAUCGCUGUGGUGACGAGCGGUUCACCUCGAUUCGGUAUCUAUGGGGGCAACACCGGAUUGGGAAGGCCGGUGGCAAUACUGAGCGGGCCGGGGAACAAGUUCGAUGGGAGGGCCACGAUGCAAUCUGGGAAGGAAGACGGAAGCAUUGACAUUGAAGUUUGCCUUCCAGUGGAGACAUUUGAAGCCAUGGAAAAGGAUGAGGAGUUUAUGAAUACUGUUAGCAUCAAAUCUUAAUUGAAGUCGUAACAAUUCAAGGGUGUUUCCCUCCAUCGAUCAUACAGGAUGAUAUUUUGGGGCAUGUUGUUUGUUAAGACGGGGGUGACGUAUAUGUGUUGGCUUAUGGAGUGUUUGGUUAUAAUGAUUUUCGGUUGUGUUCAAUGUUGGGAGAUUCAUGUUGCAUGACUUUAAUCUGCAGCAAACUAAUUCCCUACGAUCCUUUUGAUGAUUUUGUGUAAAAGUAUUCCUACUUUUUGGGGUUAAUAAAAAGAUUCGUCCUGUAAAACAUUAAUAAAA
Messenger RNA from Gossypium arboreum, 1708 nucleotides. RefSeq lists its product as uncharacterized. Bases 80 to 1429 code for a protein of 449 amino acids. The record is from RefSeq and is a predicted model, not a curated record. The transcript has a single exon. Lineage: Eukaryota; Viridiplantae; Streptophyta; Magnoliopsida; Malvales; Malvaceae.